AUUCCAGGCUGCGACGUUGAAAGAGGGAUAACAAAACCGCGGCCAGCAAAGUGUUCUCUAGGAGGAGAUCAGAAGAAACAAGCUUAAUACCAAUCGGUGUUAGUCCCCAGACGACGUCAUGGCCCGCUACGACCGCGCGAUCACCGUCUUCUCACCAGAUGGCCAUCUCUUCCAGGUGGAGUACGCUCUCGAGGCCGUCCGCAAGGGAAACGCCGCCGUCGGUGUCCGUGGUAUUGAUACCAUCGUCCUUGGAGUCGAGAAGAAGGCUACUCCAAAGUUACAGGACUCCAGAACUAUGAAGAAGAUCGCGAGCCUCGACAGCCACAUUGCCCUAGCAUGUGCGGGUCUCAAAGCCGACGCGCGUGUCCUCAUCAAUCGCGCCAGGAUCGAAUGCCAGAGCCACCGUCUUACACUUGAGGAUCCGGUCACCGUCGAGUACAUCACCCGAUACAUCGCCGGCCUGCAGCAGAAGUACACUCAGAGCGGCGGUGUUAGGCCUUUUGGCCUCUCCACGCUCAUCGUCGGCUUCGAUCCCUACACCGGGGCGCCGUCGCUUUACCAGACAGAUCCCUCUGGAACUUUCUCGGCUUGGAAAGCGAACGCCACCGGGAGGAACUCAAAUUCCAUGAGAGAGUUUCUCGAGAAAAAUUACAAGGAGACUUCGGGCCAGGAGACAGUCAAGCUGGCUAUCCGGGCGCUGCUCGAGGUUGUCGAGAGUGGGGGUAAGAACAUAGAGAUCGCUGUGAUGACAAAAGAGGAUGGUCUUCGCCAACUCGAGGAGUCGGAGAUCGACGCCAUUGUUGCUGAGAUUGAAUCAGAGAAAGCUGCAGCUGAGGCUGCAAAGAAGGGACCUUCAAAGGAAACCCAACCCUAAUUUCACUCUUCUUCACUGUAAGUCAUAAAUUGUUUGUUUGCCUUUAAGUAAAAAGAUUUAUUCCCAAUGAGAAUCGAAGCCAUCGAACAUUGAUAGAAUGCUUAUUAUUGCCUUCCAUAUGUUACCGAAAAAACAAUAACUUACAGAUACUGUAUUAAAUCAACUUUGUUUUCUCUGUAAAACUGCAUUAAAAUAUUUA
Phalaenopsis equestris is the source of this 1073-nucleotide messenger RNA. RefSeq names its product proteasome subunit alpha type-7. Bases 119 to 874 code for a protein of 251 amino acids. The transcript is spliced from 3 exons. The record is from RefSeq and is a predicted model, not a curated record. Gene Ontology annotation, cellular component: proteasome core complex; nucleus; proteasome core complex, alpha-subunit complex. NCBI's taxonomy places the organism in Eukaryota, Viridiplantae, Streptophyta, Magnoliopsida, Asparagales, Orchidaceae. Gene Ontology annotation, biological process: ubiquitin-dependent protein catabolic process.